Molecule: messenger RNA, 1503 nt
Organism: Westerdykella ornata
Lineage: Eukaryota; Fungi; Ascomycota; Dothideomycetes; Pleosporales; Sporormiaceae
Product: PRP3-domain-containing protein
Exons: 2
Coding region: 1-1503 (500 amino acids)
Biological process (GO): mRNA splicing, via spliceosome
Cellular component (GO): U4/U6 x U5 tri-snRNP complex
Source: RefSeq, a predicted model, not a curated record
AUGCUCGGAAAACGCCCCCAUCCUGGCGAGGAUGGCGCAGCUAGCGACGCCAAACGCCCGAAACCAUCUGCCACCAACAUUCAGGAUGUACUUGCGGAAGCCAAAGCAAAAGCCGCAGCCAUCAAGGCACGCGCAGCGGCCGCCCAAUGUGCAAGUGGGGCGAAUGGGCCACAAGCGUCUCCUACUCCGCCCCCAGCAGCUCCCUCUGCUAGUGCAUCAGAUCGUCUCGCUGCUAUGAAAGCCCGUAUGGCGGCUCUGAAAGGCGCCGCUCCUGCCGCACCUCCGACGAACGGCAUUCCUUCGCGACCAGCCUCAUCCACGGGCGCAAAGCAGGAGCCAGAGGAUGAGGACAAUGCGAACAAGAAUCCAUAUCUGGACCCCAAGUCGAUGGGAACCUCGCGCGAUAGGAUGACUCGCAGUCUACUCUUCAACCAGCGCGGGAAGUACCUUGCUCAGGCUUCGAAGCUGCGACAACAAACGAAGUUGGAGCAGAUUAAAGCAUUGCUCGCGGAGAAGAACCGUAAGGCAAAAUUGGAUGAGAACAGUGAGCGCGGAUUUCUAGUCCCGGAACCCCCUUCUGUUGAAUGGUGGGACGAGGGAAUUCUGGAGGAGAAGACGUACGAUUGCAUCGACGAUCCGUCGAAAGUCAAGAUCGAUGGCGAUGAUUCGAUCAUAACAUCCUAUGUGCAGCAUCCUGUCCUUUUGAAGGCGCCACAGGACCAACUGUUGAUUCCCGUAAAGCCGAUGUACUUGACCACUAAAGAGCAGGCGAAAAUUCGAAGAAUGCGCCGUGCUGAGGAGCACAAGGAGCAACAGGCCAAAAUCCGUCUCGGUCUCGAACCUCCUCCUCCACCAAAGGUCAAGCGAGGAAACAUGAUGCGGGUCAUGGGCGAACAGGCAAUAGCAGAUCCUACUGCAGUCGAGAUGUUGGUUGAAGCGCAAAUUCAAGAGCGCCACGACAACCAUGUCAAAGCCAAUGAAGAGCGGAAACUUACCAAGGAACAACGUCGUGCUAAGCUCGAAGAAAACCAGAAAAAGGAUGCCCAAAAAGGCCUCUAUAUGUGCGUGUUCAAGAUAGACUCGCUCGCGUUCGGCAAGCACCGGUACCAGGUCGACCUCAACGCCAAAGAGCACUCCCUUACCGGUCUCACCAUAUUUCAUCCCACAAUGAACCUGGUCGUCGUAGAAGGAGGUCAUCACUCCAUCCAAAAAUACAAGAGAGUCCUGCUGCACCGUGUCAAAUGGACCGAGAAUUUGAUGCCGACUGAGGCCCAGAUGGAGAAGACGGCGGACGACCCCCAGUGGCUCAAACCAAUGGACGAGACGGGGCAUCUGAAAGACCUCUCCCACAACAAAUGUGUGCUUGUCUUCGAAGGCGAGGUUAAACAGAGAGCAUUCAGAAAGUGGGGUUCCAAGAUUUGCGAUUCGGACGGCGAAGCUAAGGAGUUGUUGGCGAAGGCAAAGCUUGACAGCCUUUGGGCGCUUGCGAAGACCACUGAGUAG